AUGUCCGUGCAAAAAAAUAUAAUUUUCAAAUGGCGCAAAAUUGAAAAUUCUUCUGGCCAUUCGCCGAAAGCUCGACAUGGGCAUCGCGCGAUUACCAUCAAGAAUAUGAUGCUAAUAUUCGGCGGUGGCAAUGAUGGCAUUAUCGAUGAAUUUCAUGUUUAUAUGCCCUAUGAAAAUAAGUGGAUAUGGCCUAAGAUGACGGGCGAUAUACCACUGGGUGUUGCCGCUUUUGGAAUGACAAAUAAUGUCACUAAUGUUUUUUUAUUCGGUGGAAUGUUAGAGUUUGGGCGAUAUUCUGCAUCAUUAUACGAAUUGAAACUGAACAAUUGGGAAUGGAAAAAAAUCAUACCUUUUGUGGAAAAAAAUCAGGAGUCUCCUUGUGCACGACUUGGCCAUUCAUUUGUUAUGCAUACAUCUGGACAACAGAUUUUUCUCUUCGGUGGAAUGUUUAAUCAAAAUGAAGAUGAUCCGCUUAAUCAUAAUCCUAAAUAUUUAAAUGAUCUUUACGUUCUAGACAUUGGUAAAGGUUCGAGCAAUUAUAAAUGGUCGAUUCCGGUAACUAAAGGCCAUUCGCCUAGUCCAAGAGAAUCACAUACAGCAAUCAUGCACAAACAUCAAACGACUGGUCAUGAUUGGAUGCUCAUAUACGGUGGUAUGGAUAAUAAUCGCUUAGGCGAUGUCUGGAUUUUGGACCUAAACACAAUGUCAUGGAGUUCGCCACAAAUCACUGGUAUUGCACCAGCACCUCGUUCAUUGCAUACAGCCAAUGUUGUUAACAACCAAAUGUAUAUAUUUGGUGGUUGGACUUUAAUGGACAAGUCAAUUAACAAUCCUACAGAUUCAACAGAUUCAGAAUCCAACAAAAUGAAAGAAUGUUGGAAAUGUUCGAAUACAUUGGCUAUAUUGAAUCUGGAUCAUUUAAAUUGGAUAACACCGAAGAUUGAUGAAAGUGAUGUUAGUGAUUCAAUUCCAAAGCCUCGAGCUGGCCAUUCAUCAACCCUUAUUGGCUCACGGCUUUAUAUAUGGUCAGGUCGAGAUGGCUAUCGAAAAUCUUGGAAUAAUCAAGUUUGUUGUCGUGAUCUUUGGUAUGUUGAUCUGGAUGUUCCGACUGCACCAAAAAAUCUUCAAUUAAUAAAAUCAACAUUUGAUUCGCUUUUAUUGACUGUCGAUCCUGAUAUAAAUACUGAACGUUAUUUGGUUCAAAUUAAACGUAUUUCACAGGUCGCUCAUAAAACACAAUCGAUUCCAAACAUUAAGCAAUCUCCUUUAUUGCCGCAAUCAAUAGCGACAGCAACAUCCUCAUCAAAUCAGCAACCUACAAAUCAUCCAAUAACUACAUCAUCUACAAAUCAAGUUGUCAUUGGGAAAAAAAUUGUCGUCAAAAUUUUUGAUAAGAAAAAUGGAAAAUUCACUGAAACACCGGUAGAAUGUUUUCCCGAAAUUAAACAAGUUCUGGAACGUAAUAAUGGAAAAAUAACUCCUCAGGAAUUAUUAGUUAUGGUCAAAAAUCAUCUUGCAUCAAAAAAUACAGCUAAUUCCACAACAACAGCAGCAGCGACAGCUUCGACCUCAACCUCUGCUUCAGUCAAUACAAAUAAAUCAUCGACAAUGACAACAUUGUUACCAACACCUCUACCUCCUACUUCUUCUUUAUCAUCCACAAACAAUAUGAAUACCAAAAUUGAUGAAAACGAAAAUCGACGAGAUUCGAUUGAUAAAACUAAGUCACUGGAAACGACAAAGAUUCCUCAAAGCGAUGGACCCGAUGAUAGUGAAAUGCCUAAUACUUUAACAACAUCCACUACGCCCGUCAUUGAGGAAAUUUGGCACGAUGUUGGUUUAUUUCGCAAACCAUCGUUUAAUAUUGAACAUUAUUUUGUGCCAAAAAAUCCCGAAAAACUAACAACUCAUAAUCGUAUCGAUAAAGAAUAUGAUUCAACGCAAUUCAAACAAGUAAAAUUAGAACCGGCUACUCGCUAUAAAAUUCGUGUAGCUGGUUUCAAUGCACAAGGAUUAGGGUCAUGGUGUGAAGGACCGAUACUUGGUCAUUUUCAAACCUGUGCCGCACAUUUGCCACCUGCUCCAAGUAAUGUACAAAUUUAUCGUGUAUCAGAAGGAAUACAUAUAUCAUGGCAUAAUUCGACCUCAUCAAACUCAUCAAAUGAAAUUAUUGAACAAUCUGUGUUCAUGGCUGUUGAUAAGGAAAAAGUACCGAACAAAAACGAACUACAAGAUCAACCAUUUUUAAAAGUUUAUGAAGGUAAACAGAAUCAUUGUAUUAUUAGCGAACAAUUGAUUAAAAUGGCAAAUAUUCAAUCUGAACCAAAACCGGCCAUUAUAUUUCGAAUCGCUUCACAAAAUCGACAUGGUUAUGGUCCAGGAACACAAAUACGUUGGCUUUUUGAAGAAUUAGGCAUACCGGAAACAUUGACUUAAAAUAUGGCCAUGUAGAUGGUGCAAAAAAAUGACAAUGAUAAUGAACGAAUAUUGUGUCUUGUCACCGAAUUUGAUUUCCUCAUGAUUCAUGGUUAUGUUAGUUUUUA
Molecule: messenger RNA, 2543 nt
Organism: Dermatophagoides pteronyssinus (European house dust mite)
Lineage: Eukaryota; Metazoa; Arthropoda; Arachnida; Sarcoptiformes; Pyroglyphidae
Product: host cell factor 2-like
Biological process (GO): regulation of DNA-templated transcription; chromatin remodeling
Cellular component (GO): histone methyltransferase complex
Molecular function (GO): protein binding; transcription coactivator activity
Source: RefSeq, a predicted model, not a curated record